Gracilinanus agilis (Agile Gracile Mouse Opossum) is the source of this 963-nucleotide messenger RNA. It is a transcript of the gene LRRC52, whose product is annotated as leucine rich repeat containing 52. The coding region runs from base 1 to 963 and encodes 320 amino acids. Lineage: Eukaryota; Metazoa; Chordata; Mammalia; Didelphimorphia; Didelphidae. The record is from RefSeq and is a predicted model, not a curated record. The transcript has 2 exons. Gene Ontology annotation, molecular function: transmembrane transporter binding; potassium channel activator activity; voltage-gated potassium channel activity. Gene Ontology annotation, cellular component: voltage-gated potassium channel complex.
AUGUCCCUUGCGACAGGUCCUUGGCCCUGGUGGUUGUUGUUCUCCUGUGGAAUAAGACUGGUGGAAGGGCAAGAUUACUGUCCGAAAAAAUGUGUCUGCAGGUCCCUAGAGGUGAGUUGCUCCGGCCUGUUGAACUAUCCCCUCGAUAUGCCGCUGACCACUCGGCAACUCAUCCUGAAAGAAAACAAUAUCACCUACUUGCCAGCCAUAAAUCUGGGGCUCCUCAAUGACCUCGUCUACCUCGACUGUUCCUUCAACAAGAUUACGGAGAUCAUGGAUUACACCUUCGUCGGGGUCCACAAACUCCUCUACCUUGACCUCAGUUUCAACAACAUCACUUACAUCUCCCCAUACAGUUUCACCAUGCUCCACAACCUGGUGAUUUUAAACAUUUCCAACAACCCCUACCUCAUGGAUAUCGAUAGAUACACCCUUGCCAAUAACACCGCCCUGAGACAACUGGACCUGAGCCACACCGCCUUGGAGACCCUGCCCGUGAAGACCAUCAACCACCUGGUCAACCUCAAGAUUCUGCACCUGAAUGGAAAUCCCUGGAAGUGCAACUGCAGCUUAGUGGACUUCACCGUCUACUUAAUAGUGACAAACAUAGAAUAUCCAGAUAACGUAAAUGCUACUUGCAAAGGGCCUCCAGAGUUGGAGGGGUGGCCUCUGACCCUGGUGGGGAACCCACUCAGAUAUAUGUGCCUCAUCCACCUGCACCGAGGAGACUAUACCUUCCUAUUCAUGGUUGGUUUCUUGAUCUUUGCUGCGGGCAUAAUUGCUGCCUGGAUUACUGGAAUGUGUGCAGUGCUCUGUGAAGUUAUCCAUCGAAAAGCUGAAGGGACAUUUAUGGGACAAUAUGAUUUCUCUUAUGACGAUUCUUCUGAUUCUGAAGACUUGUCCUACAAAUUAAAACUGAUGGAUGAUGAAUUGUAUGGUUCUGUCCACACCCAUUUUGUUUAG